Molecule: messenger RNA, 651 nt
Organism: Saccoglossus kowalevskii
Lineage: Eukaryota; Metazoa; Hemichordata; Enteropneusta; Harrimaniidae
Product: sulfotransferase 1B1-like
Molecular function (GO): sulfotransferase activity
Source: RefSeq, a predicted model, not a curated record
AUGUCUGAAUAUAGACCCAUCGUCACGGUUCAGCCGCCCUGGAAGAAAUCCUUCUAUUUUAGACCAGGUUAUUUGUUGCCAAGUGUCGCUAACAAGAAAACAAUUAUAGAAAAUGAUGUCAGAAAUCUGACUAUAAGAAGAGACGACAUAUUUAUUCAUGGUUAUGUUAAAUCCGGGACUCAUUGGACCACAUCUAUAGUUGAAGAAAUUGUUAAUAUUGACAAUCCGGAAGACGUGGUAAGACAUUCCCAGACUCUGGAAAUGGGUCCACUUGAUCAUCCUGAUCUCUUUGAAAUCGGUCUCACUAAAGACAUGGUCCCGGUGUCUGGUGCUAGUGUUGUGGAAAAACGACCACUGACAAGGCCACGUAUAAUGAAAACGCAUCUAAUGCCAGAAUUUAUGCCAAAUACGUAUUUUGAGAAGAAAUCGAAGACAAUUAUAGUCACCAGAAAUCCAAAGGAUGUAGCCGUGUCCUUAUGUAAUUAUCAUCAUAUUACAAAAGUGUUGGAACCAAUUGAAUGGGACAAUUUUAUCAGAGAAUAUGGCAACGAGAACACCGAAUAUGGUUCAUACUUUCAAUAUACAAUUGAUUGGGCUAAAUAUAAAGAGGAACCAUGGACCAUGUUUAUUAGAUAUGAAGAUAUCAAACAG